GCUCGCUGUACUUCGCUAUGCGUUCUGCUCAGCUGUGUAUAAUCAGUWGAGGACAACUGGGGAUGUGCGGAGUAUUUCUGUGUUUGACAAUGUGAGUUGAUCUAUGGAAAACAAGGACUUGGAAAAGUAAAACCAAAUUCAUAAUAUAGUCUACUGAAAAACUACAGCUACACUUUCAGAAGUUCACAGGGAGACGAUUACACACUCAAACAAUUGAGGCAAGCUGAAGUCUAYGCACCUUCGUCAGUGAUUGGUCAACAGUAGGGAUUCUUCAAUCAAGUCUUCGUCAUUCAACGAGGUCCUGAGGCCUGAGUGCCAUGCCAGAGGAGUCCCACAGUACUCUCCAUAAGGGCCCAAUGGGGGAAGAAUCUCCUCGGUUGUACUCUGCCGUCUCCGUCAGUGGUUGUCAUGAGCGACCAGACGGCUACAGCCAGCUGUGUGCUGACCCUUCGGAGGGAGAGGCUAAGCGUCCAGUGAGCCUGGUGUCCACUCUGUCCUCUGGCUCCUCCAGGGACAGCCACAGCCUCUACGGCAGUACCACGGCCCUCCCCUCCACACCACCUCCCCCCAGUAGAGAGGACAUUGACCUGGAGCUCAGCCCUGCAAAGGGAGCCAGGGAGCAGCCACAGGCCCAGCUGCAGGGCCUCUACCAGGGGGGGACCAGAGAUCAGUGGCGGAGCCACAGUCAAAACAGGUCCCAGUCCAACACCUCCAACAGGAGAGCUUUUGCACCUCCGACCCCAACCUCACCCUUUGCCACUGAAGCCAUGGCGCCCAACCCMAAGCUCAGCUACGUGGACCGUGUGGUCAUGGAGGUCAUUGAGACGGAGCGCAUGUAUGUUAGGGACCUUCGCAGCAUCGUGGAGGAUUACCUGUCUCACAUCAUAGACAUGGACAACCUUCCCAUUCAACCAGACCAGGUUUCUUCAUUGUUUGGGAAUAUAGAGGACAUCUAUGAGUUUAACAGUGAGCUGCUGCAGUCUCUGGACAUGUGUGAAAAUGACCCUGUGGCUGUGGCCAGAUGCUUCGUAGAUAAGAGUGAUGAUUUUGAGAUCUACACGCAGUACUGCACAAACUAUCCCAACUCUGUGGGUGCACUGACAGACUGCAUGAGGAGUAAGACCCUGGCCAAGUUCUUCAGCGAUCGCCAGGCCUCUCUCAAGCGUUCUCUCCCCCUGGGGUCCUACCUGCUCAAACCUGUCCAGAGGAUCCUCAAAUACCACCUGCUUCUGCAGGAGAUUGCUAAGCACUUUGACCCUGAUGAGGAGGGCUAUGAGGUGGUACAGGAGGCCAUCGACACCAUGACCGGGGUGGCCUGGUACAUCAAUGACAUGAAGAGGAAACACGAGCACUCUGUCAGGCUGCAGGAGAUCCAGUCUCUCCUGAUCAACUGGAAGGGCCCUGACCUCACUACAUUUGGAGAGCUGGUCCUGGAGGGAACUUUCCAGGUACAACGUGCCAAGAAUACCAGGAUGCUGUUCCUCUUCGACAAGAUGCUCCUCAUCACCAAGAAGAGAGGAGAGCACUACGUCUACAAGACCCACAUCUCGUGCUCAACUCUGAUGCUGCUUGACAGUGCCAAGGACCCCCUGCACUUCAGUGUGAUCCACUUCAAGCAUCCCAAGCAGCCUCACACUGUGCAGGCCAAGACUGUAGAGGAGAAGCGCCUCUGGGCUCAUCAUAUCAAGAGGCUGAUUCUAGAGAACCACCACACCAUCGUCCCACAGAAGGCAAAAGAGGCCAUCCUGGAAAAGGAUUCUCUCAUGAUGCUGUGUGCAGACCCAGGAUCAGGGAGGUACCGUUACAGCCCAGAGAGGCUGAAGAAGGCUGUAUCCUGCCAGGCUGAAGACUUCCCUGCAGAAGGACGGCACGGACGCAGGAGAUCAGAACCAGCGAAACAGAUUGUGAGGACAACCAAAGCCAUUCUGAAGCAUGCGGACAGUGAAGGUGCUCUGCUGGGGGACAGGCGUUCCCUGCAACCCUCUGCUAGUGUCGGUAUGCUGGGCUCCAGUCUUGGCAAGCCCAAGGCUGAGAGGCCUAGUGUACAGGAGGACCUAAGUCCCAGUGAUGGUGAGGACCCUAGGCCAGGGUCCCCGCCCCUCCAGAGGGGCACUGAGCAGGAGGAGGAGAAGGGGGAGAUUAACAUGGAUGAUAUUCUGAUGGAGGACGACCAGGAUGAAGAACACUGUGCGGUUGUAGAUGAGAAGAGACCAAUGGGGGCGAGGAUGGAUACAUUAACCCARGAGAUCAGUGAAAUGGCUACAGUGGAGGCCUUCACUGACCAGGUGUAUGUGAAGGAGGUGCUUCCUCAAAGCAGUGCUCCUAAGGUAGUGGUGAUGGAAGAGAGUGACGAGAACCCACCCCUAUACACAGAGCCUGAUGCCUUGCCCACCCUGCUUCCCAGACAGCUUGAGACAUCUCAGACACCGGAGCUUGAGAAGAGGAAAGAGGAAAGGUACAAAGAAGGAGAAGAGAAGGAGAGUGACUGCUCUGCCCACCAACAGGAUGUGAUUAACUCCUCAUCAGCGACCAAUGGAGAGUGUUCAGAGUUGGAUGGGGCGGUGCGGACUGAGCCCAGCAGCAUUCUACCUGCCUCUGUGUUGGACCAGGCCAGUGUAAUUGCUGAGCAUUUUGUCAGCAGCCUGUCCCGGAGAGGCAGCCUGGUGGUCUCAGAGGAGCUGCGUUCCCUGGGCUGCCCCUCACCUCAGCCGGGCAGCAGGAGCAGCAGCAACCCCUGUCUGAGCACCAUGCUCCAGGAGAAGGCCCAGACUCUGGUCAACUCCACCCCAGAGCCCCCACUGCUCCUGGAGGCCAACACCUCAACGCCUGACCCUAGACCAGACCAUCUCAUGGAGGUGGAGCGCCAGUUCACUCUCUCCAAGCAAGACCGGAUACUCAUCCACAAGAUCAGGAGGUACUACGAACAUGCUGAGCACCAGGACGCCAGCUUCAGCAUCACACGCAGGGAGAGCCUGUCCUAUAUCCCUGCAGGCCUGGUCAGACACCUGAGCCGGCAGCUUAACGGCAAGGACCAGGCGGUUCCAGGGCACCGGAGGAGCUCCCCGAACAUCCGGCCCACCUUUUGGUCAGCUUUUGACCUCCCUGGCAUAGAAAAGGAGCAGAGGACUAAUACUACCCCUGUGCUGGAGCCACAGAGAGCUGCAGACCCAAAGCCCAGGUCCCAGAGUGUCAAUGAUGCUCCUGUUGGAGAUGAGGAAGAGUUCUUCAGACCCUCCUCGGACAUGGUCCAAGUGUGGCAAGAGAUAGAUGUCAAUGGGACCUUUGAGGAACCCAAGGGUUCCAAUGGUACAGAGGAAAUUUUCCAUCCCRGAUCACAUCUAUCCCGGAAGGGGGGAACCAGCAGAGAUAGCCCUGAAGCAGAGUACAUCGAGCCCAUGAGGAUCCUGGAGGAGUCAGACACGGGCAGUGUCUCAAAGGAAUCCCCAGUCCCAUUACCUGUCAUAAUCACCCCAGACCCCUUCUCAGGGCAUGAGUCCUGCCAGAAUAAGAUUCCCAAGUCCUGGGAGAGUGGCGGGGUCAGUAGCGCUCCCAUCCCCAGGAUAAUCAGUCUGUGUUCAGAGGUAGAUGAGGACCUGAUCCUGCAGGACAUGGAGAAGAUGAAGAACAAGGUGUUCCAGCUGGCCCGCCAGUACAGCCAGCGCAUCAAGAACAGCAGGCCUGUGGUGAGGCAGAGGAACAGGGAAGCUGAGAAACACCUUGCCCCCAAGAACCUGCCAGCUGUCUACGAGGAGAAGGUCCAAAAGAGAGACUGGGGUAGAGCUAACCUGAUGCUGUCACUCAACUCUUAUGAGCAAGUGGUCGUGCAUGAGCUGAGGACCCCAAGCCCAGCCCCAAGCCUCAGUUCUGGGGCCAGCUCACAGGUCACGUCCCCUUGUCCCAACGGUCCUCCGAGCCCAGUGCAGACAGAGAUUUUCCACUGGCCACAUGUCCAGGAGCUGCGCUCUAAAUACACUGACCCCAGGCUGGACCCAGGUUCCUCCCAUGCCUCACCUGUCAGCCGUAGCUACUCCGUCCCUGAGAGGAUGGAGAGUUGCACUGAGGGGUGCAGCACCUCAUGGAGCCCUGCUGGCUAUUCAUCCAGCUGCAACGGCUCCACAGAAAUGAACAGUGCCCUAACAGACUCCCUUGAGACUACGUCAUCCAUGGCCCACCGGGGUGUGGGCUCUGUGGGGAAGGCUAAGCCCCAGCCCCCGCUGUGUAGGUGGAACUCUUUGGAUCACAUGCUGGGAACACUGCCUCUACAUGAACUGCAAAACCUCCAGGUGCCCACGAGGAGCUGUUGCGUGGCUGGUCAGACCACCCUGCCCAACGAGAACAAGGUAAUUAUAGUGGAGAGGGUUCCUGGCGCAAGGCCUGUGGAGACUGGAGGGAAGGAGAGUGUAGAGGAGGAAGGCACUAAAGGAAAGGGCCAACUCAAAAUCCUGAAAAGCCUCGACUACCAGUACUGUGCCAAAGGGUCUCCACUGACUUCAGGCAAAAAUACUGAGGGUAGUCUGGUAAAAAACUUACGGGUGAAAUUCCAGAACUUGGGUUCAACACAUGAACACUUGAAAACUGUGAAGACCAUGCCUAUUUGAUUGCAUUCUGUAAAUCAUGAAACAAGCCUUCUCUUACCUAAAACAUGAAAUUGACAUUGAUACAUAUGAAUAUUGUCAUUUAGCCAGUAACUACUGCCACUGUUUUAUGAUUUCAAUUUGGUGAAAUAAUUUUCUACUUCCUUUUUGUUGGUAUUUUCUCACAUCGGAUACUGGUAUGAUAUGUGGUUAUGUAACUUCUGGUGUUAUUGGGGAUAUUGAGCUAUCAAGAGCACCCCAUGGGAAAUUGUGACUUUGUAAAAUGUGUAAAUACGUGUACAUUUCUCUGGUUCUUACACCACCAUGUAAUGUGUAUAUGUAAAGAGAAUGAGUAUGUUUAUAUGGAAAAUGGUUUUGUUUUAUGUUUGAGGGAAAAGAAUGUUAGUGUUAGAGUGUAAAUCUGUCCAGAUUACCACUUUUCUUCUUUCUUUUGCUGUAUCACUUAAUCUUUUCUCCCACAAUGCAAUGGUCACCCUCCAUUUGUGAUUCAAUUGUAAGGGUCAUAAGCAAGGAAAUGGUGAAAAGAGGAUUCGGGAAAUGAACAAUUAAUAUAUAAAGGGGAGUAAAUCUGGAAGGCUGUGCCACCAUCUAAGUGAUUACUGCAGAUUUACAAUCAAGACGGCGCCAUUAGGACUUGCUCGUCCCUAUUUGACCUUUGACCAAAGUGUUUUUCCCUUAGUUUUGUCAUAAUGGGAGAGAGAUGGUCUGUGCUGUUUACUAUUCAGCCCACUGUGCCACAUUUAGCACCAUCAUUGUUUUCAUACAUCACUGGAACUGUUUUUCUGAUUAUUAUAUAUUUCCUUUCUUGUUAUUUAUGAAAUGAUCCUCGUCUUCAUACGAAUAUUGACCAAUACAGUCGUAGACUUUUCCAUUCCAGAAACUACACAGAAUAAUUUAAUGCUUGAAAUGGCAUAUUCUCAAUAAAAUCUGAUAUUAAACAUA
Salvelinus sp. IW2-2015 is the source of this 5537-nucleotide messenger RNA. NCBI's taxonomy places the organism in Eukaryota, Metazoa, Chordata, Actinopteri, Salmoniformes, Salmonidae. The record is from RefSeq and is a predicted model, not a curated record.